Messenger RNA from Cryptomeria japonica (Japanese cedar), 1455 nucleotides. RefSeq names its product ATP synthase subunit delta, chloroplastic. Gene Ontology annotation, molecular function: proton-transporting ATP synthase activity, rotational mechanism. Gene Ontology annotation, biological process: photosynthetic electron transport in photosystem I; photosynthetic electron transport in photosystem II; proton motive force-driven ATP synthesis. The transcript is spliced from 2 exons. The record is from RefSeq and is a predicted model, not a curated record. The coding region runs from base 184 to 1008 and encodes 274 amino acids. Lineage: Eukaryota; Viridiplantae; Streptophyta; Pinopsida; Cupressales; Cupressaceae. Gene Ontology annotation, cellular component: chloroplast thylakoid membrane.
ACGGAUCAUGUUCUCAACGAGGGAUCCAUUCAAUCAGUCUUUAUUGACCGUCCGAUGUGCUUUGGACCCCCGUCACCGUGAGAUUAUCCACAAGUUUAUGUGGUUGGGAAAGCGAAGUAUAUAUACGUUCAGUAGUUCUGCUUCGUGUUAGUCUGCAAACUGAAAGAUUGAGAAGAUAUCAAGAUGGAAACAUUGGCACAAUCUUCUUUGGGCGUGCAUCCAGGGCCGUCUCUGCGGGGACUGCAAACCAAGGAACAUCUUAAACAGCUUCCUUUUGCUCAUGUAGUACCCGGUUCACGUUCCUCCAGCCCAUUUGCUCGAGCCCAUUGCUCCAUCUCCAGAUCGGGGGUUGGAAUAGCACCCAAAAGCUCUUUUACAAAUGAUGCUUUAAAGGCCCUGCGUACCAGGUCUACAGGUAGUCAACAAAGGCCUGUUGUUGUGAAGCAAGAUUCUGCAGCAGCAGGAUAUGCAGCAGCUCUCUUGGACAUUGGACAGUCCAAUAACACGCUUGAGGUAAUUAAUAGGGAUAUGGAGAAGCUUUCACAUUUGUUGAAAAACCAGGAGGUCUAUGAUUUCCUCAUCAAUCCUGUAAUUGGGAAUAGAAAGAAGAAGAGCAUUCUUAAGGCUAUUGCAGAUGAUGCAAAAUUCCAAUCUUAUACUCUCAAUUUCCUGAGCCUUCUUGUUGAUAAGCAAAGGAUGAACAUAGUAAAAGAUAUCCUGAAAGAGUUUGAAUCGGUAUACAAUGAAAUGACAGAUACACAAGUUGCUACUGUAUUCUCUGCACUGAAGCUUGAACAUUACCAGUUUGCCCGAAUUGCAAAGAAAAUAAAGAACUUAACUGGUGCUCAGAAUGUGAAACUGCAGAGCAUAAUUGAUCCUUCUUUGAUAGCAGGCUUUGUCAUCCGCUUUGGGAAAGAUGCAUCCCAAAUGAUAGAUAUGAGUGUGAAAGGUCAAUUUGAGAACUUAUCUGCCCAAUUUGUUGGUGCAGAGAAGGCUGCAGCUUUUUGAAUCUUAUGACAGGAAAUUCUAAUUCCCCCUAUGCUAGAGUCUACAGCAUCCAGUUGUCUUCUCCUAACAGACUGUAAAAUUGGCAUGUAAAACUUGUUUCCAUUUUGGCUAAGGAUUUUCCAAAACAUCCAUCCGUCUCUAUAUGUUAGAGCACUACCAAUAUUCAUGAUGCUUAUAUGAGGAAUCCAGUCUUUUUUGGGGCUGAGUUGCUACUUGUAAAUCCAGUAUGCCCUAUAUAUGAUAUCAAAGUUAAUAAAAAAAGACAUUACCAGAAAGCAAACUGCUCCAAACUGAGUUCCACUGGAUGAAUCAAACUGAGCUAUAUACCUGUAAAUAAAAGGAAUAAUUGAGAUUGCUAAUUUGGAGUUUAUCCUUCUAUGGGAUAAGAUACAGAGUCUGUAAAGAUUAUUGAUAUUUAAAUUAUUUAUGAACUUGGUGUCUAGUGAA